Messenger RNA from Rhagoletis pomonella (apple maggot), 611 nucleotides. RefSeq lists its product as uncharacterized. The record is from RefSeq and is a predicted model, not a curated record. The transcript has 3 exons. Bases 88 to 546 code for a protein of 152 amino acids. Lineage: Eukaryota; Metazoa; Arthropoda; Insecta; Diptera; Tephritidae.
AUUUCCCAGAAUCUGCGCUACAAAGUUUAUUUUAAACAGGUGUGGCGCGAUCUGAAAAGCCGUACAAGUAUCAGGGUACGGGACAGGAUGAGGCAGCAAGCGUUAACCGGCAACCGGCCGGUUAAUCAAGAGCCCAUAACAGAGGUUGGGAGGCGAGUUAUGGCGCUCAUCGGCAGCGAGUACGUUGAGGGCAAUGGAAGAGUUGUCGAAAAUGUGCCUGUGGAAGAGAAUUUGCAAUUGCGUUUGGAGGAUGGAGACGAUAGUGUUGCCUCCGUACUAUCGACUACCACAGCAGCUGACGAUGGCGAGGUGAUGUGUGCGACACCCCGUGUUUCUGCUAAAAGGACUCCGCGUAGGAGUCUAAAAAGGAAGCGAGAAGAUGAGGAGAAGGAGAAGGAGAUGCAGGCCAAGUUCCUGGAAGUGUCCAGCAAGCAAGCAGAUGCUUUAAAACUGCUAGCUGAAUGUAGUGCCGCCAAUACAGAAACCAACAAAUUGAUGGUUGAGGCGUUUAACAGAUUGGUGGACGUCAUUAGCUCCUGGACUUAAUAUUUUUAUAUAUAUUUUUAAUUUAAGCUACAAUAGCAUUAACUAUUUUAACUUAUAGUAUAUAC